AUGCAAGCAAUCAAAUGUGUAGUAGUUGGUGAUGGUGCUGUCGGUAAGACUUGUCUUCUUAUCUCAUACACAACAAACGCCUUCCCAGGUGAAUACAUUCCAACCGUUUUCGAUAACUACAGUGCUAAUGUAAUGGUCGAUGGUAAACCAAUCAAUUUGGGUCUUUGGGAUACUGCCGGUCAAGAGGAUUACGAUCGUCUUCGUCCAUUGUCAUACCCACAAACUGAUGUUUUCUUGAUUUGUUUCUCUAUUAUUUCACCAUCGUCCUUUGAGAAUGUCACCGCCAAGUGGCACCCAGAGAUCGGACAUCACGCACCAAAUGUACCAAUCAUUUUGGUCGGUACCAAGUUGGACAUGCGUGACGACAAAGAAACUCAAGACAGACUCAAAGAGAAGAAACUCUACCCAGUCUCCUACGAGCAAGGUCUCGCCAAGAUGAAGGAAAUCAACGCUGUUAAAUAUCUUGAAUGCUCUGCUUUGACUCAAAAGGGUCUUAAGAAUGUUUUCGAUGAGGCCAUCAGAGCCGUCAUCAACCCACCAGUCCACAAGAAGAAGAAGAGCUCAUCUGGUUGUCUCAUCUUUACUUCAAUUGUUAUCAAUGAAAAACAAAGAACAAUUGUUUAG
This is a messenger RNA of Heterostelium album PN500, 624 nucleotides long. It is a transcript of the gene rac1B, whose product is annotated as Ras-related protein Rac1-like. The record is from RefSeq and is a predicted model, not a curated record. The transcript is spliced from 3 exons. Gene Ontology annotation, molecular function: GTP binding; protein kinase binding; GTPase activity. Gene Ontology annotation, cellular component: plasma membrane; cell cortex; cytoskeleton. NCBI's taxonomy places the organism in Eukaryota, Evosea, Eumycetozoa, Acytosteliales, Acytosteliaceae. The coding region runs from base 1 to 624 and encodes 207 amino acids. Gene Ontology annotation, biological process: actin filament organization; regulation of actin cytoskeleton organization; small GTPase-mediated signal transduction.